Messenger RNA from Hippopotamus amphibius kiboko, 729 nucleotides. RefSeq names its product hypoxanthine-guanine phosphoribosyltransferase-like. The coding region runs from base 20 to 649 and encodes 209 amino acids. Lineage: Eukaryota; Metazoa; Chordata; Mammalia; Artiodactyla; Hippopotamidae. The transcript has a single exon. Gene Ontology annotation, molecular function: hypoxanthine phosphoribosyltransferase activity; magnesium ion binding. Gene Ontology annotation, biological process: purine ribonucleoside salvage; IMP salvage; GMP salvage. The record is from RefSeq and is a predicted model, not a curated record.
CGCGCCAGCCGGCUCCGUUAUGGCGACCCGCAGACCCAGCGUCAUGAUUAGUGAUGAUGAACCGGGUUAUGACCUAGAUUUAUUUUGUAUACCUAAUCAUUAUGCUGAAGAUUUGGAAAAGGUGUUUAUUCCUCAUGGACUAAUUAUGGACAGGACCGAACGGCUGGCUCGAGAUGUGAUGAAGGAGAUGGGAGGCCAUCACAUCGUGGCCCUCUGUGUGCCCAAGGGGGGCUAUAAAUUAUUUGCUGACUUGCUGGAUUACAUCAAAGCACUGAAUAGAAAUAGUGAUAGAUCCAUUCCUAUGACUGUAGAUUUUAUCAGACUGAAGAGCUACUGUAAUGACCAGUCAACAGGCGACAUAAAAGUAAUUGGUGGAGAUGAUCUCUCAACUUUAACUGGAACUGACACUGGCAAAACAAUGCAAACCUUGCUUUCCUUGGUCAAGCAGCAUAAUCCAAAGAUGGUCAAUGUUGCAAGCUUGCUGGUGAAAAGGAACCCUCGAAGCGUUGGAUACAGACCAGACUUUGUUGGAUUUGAAAUUCCAGACAAGUUUGUUGUAGGAUAUGCCCUUGACUAUAAUGAAUACUUCAGGGAUUUGAAUCAUGUUUGUGUCAUUAGUGAAACUGGAAAAGCAAAAUACAAAGCCUAAGAUGAGAGCUGAAGUUGAGCUUGGAAACAUCUGGAGUCUCAUUGAAAUCACCAGUAAAAUUAUCAAAUGUUCUAGUUCUG